AUGCUGCGUUUUUCCGACUGCGAGAAUCAAUCAGCCUGUGGGUACGCUGAAUACUCAAGUCCACGCAAGCCUGAAGAGCGGUUAACUGCCGUUGCGACAUCGCUGCUCUGUGAAGCAUCAGUAAGUGCACGCACUGUCUGUGGAGGAAUAACAUUCCUCAUUCAAUCUCUCUUGAAAAACUGGCAAGCAGCCGGCUUUGAUCUGGACGGGCUCAUUGAUUUUGGUCACCCCAUGGACAAGGAAUGGUUCCUGAAGGCAUUAUUACUGCAAGUAUCACGUGAUUGUGCUGCAUAUGAGUGUGUGAGAAAUGAUGAAGCGUGGCUCAAUCUUGUAUCAUCGUUUUACUCUCUCGACGAAGGUUGGAAAUGGGAUAUACGUUGUUUAGCCGCCCUUGCUUACAUGGGAACGAACGCCACCAGUGAAAUCAUGCGAAUAAAGCUGGCCACUAUGUCAAAUGGGAAACUGUUACCCUUCUGGAGCGCUGGCCAUUACCCACUGUUGAAGUCUAAAACAAGCAGUUUUGAUGAGGCCAGUGGAGCACGGAAACUGAAGAGUGGAGAUGUUCUGGUGAACGCUUUGGGUAUUCUUGCGUUCGUUUCACCAGGAGCUGAGCGUCAAAAUGUGGACUGGGAUCCAUUAGCGAUUUGGCUAUAUGAGCAACAGCUACAAGACGGGACUUUCGAGAAUGCGAUUGACACGUAUUUUGCCUCACGAGCGCUUUUUGAGUACCGCUACCGCAAGAUUGACGUAAACAAGUCGAACGAUCUCAGCAUCACCAUGAGCUGCCCGACAUGUGACACCUAUAAAGUGAACAUUACAGGAUCAGCUGCUGAAAUCCACUUACCGACUCACAUCCGAAAUAUAACGAUGGAAAGCAGGGGUCAUGGGAAGGCGAAUGUUGGAUUUCGAAUAUUAGCACGCAAACGUCAGCGGUCCAGACGUGGGCUCACGCACGACGAUUACUACUACUGCCUGUUCUUACCGACUCACAUCCGAAAUAUAACGAUGGAAAGCAGGGGUCAUGGGAAGGCGAAUGUUGGAUUUCGAAUAUUAGCACGCAAACGUCAGCGGUCCAGACGUGGGCUCACGCACGACGAUUACUACCCUGUUCGUAUAACGGUGCUUCAGGAACGGAUUUCUCGAGGGACACUUCAUCAGACAGUGUGUCUGCGGGCGUUGUCGCCAUUUGUAACGACAGCCGAAAUCACUCAUGGCCUCUAUACUGGCUUCUCUACAUCCCUUGAUAGCAUUGCAAUACUUCCGAACUCCACUUCUCUAUCAUUCGUCACUCUUCCGACGGUGUCUACAUUCGCCAUGCACUUUGUAGUGGAAGGGCUUCGUCGAGGUGAAGCCCUGUGCUAUGUUCUUGGCAUCACGGAGCCAAGGCACAAUUAUGAACCAUUUCAUCUUGCCCCAGUUGCAAUUUCGGCACGCCAUCCAACUGAAGAUCUAGUCGGACUCGCGCUCAUUUUCCAUCCAGACCAGGAUUCGCGAUCAAGAAGAACAAGGAGAAGUGCAGAGCACUUUUAUAAGGAGUCGUCAAACAGUGUUCUAAAACGAGUGCGAAGGGAAAUGCUCGACGACUCGAUUGAUACAGUUUGUGGUGUGAAAUGUGGUAUCUGCCCACGAGACAAUGCAGCUGAUCUCGAAGUAUUGAUGUCGAAAGAGGAUUCUUUUGGUGCUCUACUACGUGUGAUCGAUUCACAAAAAGUUCUGGUUGGUAACUCUUUCUAUACACAUAUAAGCACAGAAGUUAGAGAAAAAAGCGGACGAGCAAAAGUGGAGAUCUCAGAUAAACUAGAUAUUUGGCUACGGGAUUGCAAUCCACGGUGUAAAGCAACCACACCAACAAUACAAGAUAGAUUUUUUAUAAUUGGAGAAGCAGGCGCAGUUUCACUUGAUACCUCAGGAAGGCAACAUUAUGUCUUGCGGAAUACUGAUCGGUUCGAAAAAGUUACUUCUGAUUGUGGUGUACUAGCCAAUGCAAUAAUUCUUGGCUGA
This is a messenger RNA of Ostertagia ostertagi, 2001 nucleotides long. Lineage: Eukaryota; Metazoa; Nematoda; Chromadorea; Rhabditida; Trichostrongylidae. The record is from the annotation of a GenBank genome assembly.